This is a messenger RNA of Aureococcus anophagefferens, 726 nucleotides long. RefSeq lists its product as hypothetical. The transcript is spliced from 2 exons. Bases 1 to 726 code for a protein of 241 amino acids. NCBI's taxonomy places the organism in Eukaryota, Pelagophyceae, Pelagomonadales, Pelagomonadaceae. The record is from RefSeq and is a predicted model, not a curated record.
AUGACACUCUCGCCGAGCCGGACCUACCGGCUCCUCGAUGGUGCCGGUGGCAGCACGCUCGUCGUGUGCGUGCACGGCCUCACCGGCGACUCGCGCCAGUUCUGCUACCUGGCGCCGCUCCUCGCUUCGGCCGAGGGCGUCGCGGCCGUCGCGUGCGUCGACCUGCCCGGCCACGGCGCGUCGUCGUGCGCCGACCCCUGGCGCGACGACGUCGGCGACGCCGCCGUCGAAUCCAUCGCCGCCGUCGUCGCCGACGCCGCGACGCGGUCGCGCGCGGCGGACCUCGUCGUCGUCGGCUUCUCGAUGGGCACGCUCCACGCGACGCGCUACGCGGACGCCGCCGGGGACUUCGAGAAGGCCCUGGCGGUCGGCGCCCACGGGGCCUACGCGCGGCAGGCCGAGCGCCACGUCGCGCAGCAGGUCCGCGGCAACGCCGGCUACGUGGACCGCGUCGGCGCGGAGAUCCGCCACCUCCUGAGCGGCGAGCCCGGCGACGCGACGUUCCUCCAGGACGCGCUCGCGAGCGUGAUCCGCCGGCCCGGGAGGCCCAAGCUCCUCCUCGUCUACGGCGCGGACGACACCGUCGUCGGCGGCGGGAUCGUGUCGCACGACGAGGACGCGCUCCGGGCCGCGGCGGCCGUCGUCGUGCUCGACGGCGCGGGCCACAAGCCCAUCAUGACGCACCCACAAGGGGUCCUCGACGCGCUGCGCGCGCACGUCUUGUAA